Molecule: messenger RNA, 844 nt
Organism: Physeter macrocephalus (sperm whale)
Lineage: Eukaryota; Metazoa; Chordata; Mammalia; Artiodactyla; Physeteridae
Gene: NANOS3
Product: nanos C2HC-type zinc finger 3
Exons: 2
Coding region: 1-540 (179 amino acids)
Biological process (GO): oogenesis; negative regulation of translation
Cellular component (GO): perinuclear region of cytoplasm
Molecular function (GO): mRNA binding; zinc ion binding
Source: RefSeq, a predicted model, not a curated record
AUGGGGACCUUCAAUCUAUGGACAGAUUACCUGGGUUUGGCACGCCUGGUGGGGGCUCUGCGUGGGGAAGAGGAGCCUGAGACCAGGCUGGACCCCCAGCCAGAACCAGUGCCAGGACUGGAGGGUCAGACACCCAGCCCGGAAUCCUCACCAGCUCCUGAACGCCUGUGCUCUUUCUGCAAGCACAACGGUGAGUCCCGGGCCAUCUACCAGUCCCACGUGCUCAAGGACGAAGAGGGCCGGGUGCUGUGCCCCAUCCUUCGAGACUACGUGUGCCCCCAGUGUGGUGCCACUCGCGAGCAUGCCCACACCCGCCGCUUCUGCCCGCUCACCGGCCAGGGCUACACCUCCGUCUAUAGCUACACCACCCGCAACUCGGCCGGCAGGAAGCUGGCCCGCUCGGACAAGACGAGGACGCAGGACUCCGGACAACGCCGAGGAGGAGGAGGAGGAGGAGGAGGAGGAGGAGGAGGUUCCAAAGGUGCCGGGAAGCCUUCUGGAACUACCCACUCUUCCUGCUGUCCCUCCACUUCUGCCUAAGGAGGCUGGCGCGGGCAGGACGGGGAUGCUGCCUUCACCUGGGGUUGGGGACACAGGCUCACUGGAGGCUGGAUUUCAGGGAAGACUCAACCUCCGAGGAUCCGCCCCUAGGCCCUGCCCCCAGCCUGAGGGCCUGGCAAAGGAGCCCCGUCUGGGCGCACAGCCCAAAGGGCGCCCCGACCCCCUCACGGAAGGAGGUGGUUCUCAGGCACCCCAGCCCUCCUUCCCCAGCGCUGGGCACCCAGUCAGCUCUCAAUAAAUGUUUAUGAAUGGAUCAGCGUCAUAGCAGGCCCCGUCUUGGGAC